This is a messenger RNA of Penicillium riverlandense, 1884 nucleotides long. RefSeq lists its product as uncharacterized. The coding region runs from base 1 to 1884 and encodes 627 amino acids. The record is from RefSeq and is a predicted model, not a curated record. Lineage: Eukaryota; Fungi; Ascomycota; Eurotiomycetes; Eurotiales; Aspergillaceae. The transcript is spliced from 3 exons.
AUGAUCACCUUCUCUACAUUACUACUAUCAUUCAUCUGCAGCGCUGCUGCACAAACCCACGAUGGUGACCUAAUGUCAUUUGUCACCCUCCCCGAAAUCAGGGCCGAGAAAUGGGAUAUCAAAUGGCAUGACCGCGCUCGCGUGAGCCCCGGAUACUGGUUUGUUGCGCCAAUUGCGGAUGGCGCACCCCAAUCUUUUGAAACAAAAAGAUUCCGUCAGUACCAGAUUGGACCGUAUAUAUAUGAUCAAGACGGGAUUCUCAUCUGGGCCGGCUCAUACCUGUUCGGAAACCGCAAUAUAUUCGAUUUCAAACCCCUUCACAACACCGGCGAGGACCCACGCCUCUCCUUUAUUGAGCAACGAGAUAUGAGUGGCAGUACCCGUGGACAGGGGAUUAUCCUGAGCCAGAACUACACGGUUGAAAAGGCCGUAGAGGCUCUGGAAGGUCUCAAAGAGUUCAACGUUCGUGAAUUUAACGUGCUCCCCGGAGGCCACUUUGCGCUGGCCUGCGUAGACAAGGACGAACGAAUUCCUCUUCAUGAACUUGGUCGCCCUGACGAAGACUCAUAUCUCAUUACGGGCGGGUUUUACGAGGUUGAUACGGAGACCGGCCAUAUUGCCUUUAAGUGGAGGUCAGAUGGACCUCAAAAUGUCAACCUUCUAGAGUCCAUUAAGCUCGACGCGGAUUCUCCCGCCGCAGGCAGACCAGGAUACGACUACGUACAUAUUAACUCGGUUGACAAGAACGAGGACGGAAACUACUUGAUCUCCUUGCGAUAUACCAAUACCAUCUAUCUGAUCUCCGGCGAGGAUGGCUCUAUCAUGUGGCGAUUCGGCGGAUCUAGGAGCGACUUCGUCGUUGACUUUAAAUUCUCCAAGCAGCAUGACGCCAGAUUUGUCAAAUCGAACGGAACGCAUCAUACAAUUACCCUUUUGAACAACGCAGCUGAUGAGUACGAGAAGGAAGAGAAGGUAUCAUCCGCUUUACUCGUGCAACUGGAUACCACAGUUAGCCCCAUGAAAGCCACUCUCCUUCGUCGGCUAGAGCGGCCCGACGGAGGACUUUCCCGCCUUCGAGGGAACGUACAGUAUCUCGACAAUGACAAUAUCUUUGUCGGAUGGGGUGAUGACGGUUAUCACACUGAAUUCGCACCUAACGGCGACAAACUGGUCGAGGCUCGAUUUGCUUCUUCCCGCUUCAGUACGUACCGGGCCUACAAAUCCACGUUCGUCGGACGACCAACCGAACCACCUGAUGUGGUGGCCACCGUGAUAGGGACCAAUUCAGACAGUCUAAUAACCACUAUUUAUGUUAGCUGGAACGGUGCAACAGAAGUCGAUUCUUGGAACUUCUACGCACAGGGAUGGAAUAAGCAAGAUCCAAUCUUGAUUGGGAACGUCAAGAAAGUCAAUUUCGAAACCCUAUUUAUCGCAGCCGGCUACAUGGACUGGAUCUCUGCCGAAGCACUCGACCGCGACGGCAACGUCUUAGGCACGUCCGAUGUCCAACGCACAGGAAAGCCUCCGCAAUGGGCAAAGGCAGGCUUCCGGGAAUCAAGUGAGCCUACUGCCGAGGACCCAGCUCUUCGCUACUCAAAGGGCGGUGCAGGGAGAGAGCACCACAAUCGCCCAGAAAUGGCUAAUGAUCUGCUCAGAAUCGUUGAGGUUAUCAAAGGAAUCGGGGGCUUCUUCAUUUUCGUGCUGGCUAUGGUCGCCGUAGGCGCAUCGAGCGCGGGGAUUUAUUGGGCUGUGAAAAAGGGGCGAGAGAGGAAGUCCUACAAGCAUGUUCCUGCGGAUAAUGAGGAUAAGGAAGAGAUGUUUGAGGGCCCGGAAUUUGAGCCGUAUCACUCUGAGGAGUAUCGGUCGCGAGACUCGCGAGAGUAA